GAGAGGUUUCUACCGUGAACUAAGGGCAAGGGUGUUUGGAUAAAGGUACUUAGGCUAUAAAAACUCAGCGAACUCAGUAGGAGUGUUUCUAUUGAUGCGUGACGCGUGAAAACGUAUAUAUACAAGCAGUUGCUGUGUAAGUUAAAGCAGAGCUGUUUUCUUGAACCAGAAAGAUGGCAGUGCACCGCGCUCUUGUUUUCUUGUUCGUUUUCUUGGUGCCGCAGCUUUUUGUUGAAGGAUGCUGGCCUGGCAAGUCUCAGAGGGACGAACGCACUCCCUGUGAAAAACAGAGGAACUCCCAGAACCCAAAGAUCCUGCCAGGAGGUUUCAUCAAAGAGUGCGAGGCGGAUGGAUCUUUCCGUAAAGAGCAGUGCGACGCCGAGGGGUUGUGCUACUGCGUCAACCCAGAGACCGGGAAGUCGUACCAUGAGACAGGCAUGCGCGGACCGCUCAACUGUGACCAAUACGAGGCUAUGGACGAUGCUGGUGUAAACUGGGGUGGAAUUGGCCAUGGUGGUGGUCGCUAACAAGCCAAGUCCGGACCAUUAGGAUGGAUGGACUCCCUAAGGCCUCGCUGAUGAGGACGUGUCAAUAGCAAAGUAGAAAAAAAUGCUGAAGUGAUGUAUAAGGCGCUUUUGGCCAAGAGUUACUUCUUUGAUUUGCAAUUACAAUUGUUGUUCCUUUGCCACUUUUAACUGGUGACAAAAGAAAUAAAUGUAGUCAGAGCAUCAACAUGUGUGCUUCUUUCUCGUCGUGCUGCACGUCUCUUAGGGUAGCAGU
Molecule: messenger RNA, 780 nt
Organism: Branchiostoma floridae (Florida lancelet)
Lineage: Eukaryota; Metazoa; Chordata; Leptocardii; Amphioxiformes; Branchiostomatidae
Product: testican-2-like
Exons: 3
Coding region: 174-527 (117 amino acids)
Source: RefSeq, a predicted model, not a curated record